GUCUAAGGGAUCUGGUGGGAGGGAGGACCGUCGGUGUGUGGAGUAUUGCUUUGGAAUCCUCGGCUACUCGCCGGGAGGGGAGAAGGAUCGCUGAGGCAUCCAGCGGAAACGAAGACUCCCAGGACCGGGAUCCCAGCGGAUCCCGGGGAAUCUCAGGGCAGAAUCUUCAGGGACAAAGGCCCUGGGAGGCUAGGACCGUGGGAGAACUGGGGCCUUUGCAACCCAGAAUCUCGCGGCAGGUGCCAGGCAGGGCACGAGUGAACCGCUGAUCAAGGCGGCAGCAGCGGGAGUACACCCACCCCGGGCUGCCAGCCGGGGGCGCCCUUCAGCGCACCAAGCUUCCAGUCCGUGGGUUACCGGGAGCCGCGGGAGGACCAUGAAGGGCGGAGGCCCGGGGGAGGGGCUGGCCCUCACUCCCCGCUCCCCUGCUCCCCCCUUGCCCCAGGCCGCAGCCUGGCAUCCCCCAGGGACCCCCCGGAGCCGCCGCUUCCCCCAUGGACUUGCCUGGGGACUCCAGCUCAUCUAGCCGGCCGAGUCUGUGCCGUCAGCCCCUAGCUCGAUCAUUAUGGGAAGCCAGGAGCCCCAAACGGCCGAGGCUGCAGCCCGUGGGGGCCCCUUCGCCCCUGGAAAAGGCCUCUCGGCGGGUCCUGGCCGUGGUGCUGGAAGAUGUCAUGGCUGCCCACAUGGUCCCCCUAAUCCCCCAAGAGGAGACCUCCACUCCACAGCAAUACAGCAAGCUUCAAGAUUCUUUCUGCAGCCAAUCGCAUGCCUCACCACCCCAACAGGUCAAGUGGCCUUCACCCGCCAGGCCUCCCGACCCACUGCAUUUGUGCCGAGAACCCUUGAGUCGUAUCCAUCGGCCCUCUUCCACCCUGAGACGGCGAUCAAGGACAACUCCUGUCCCAGAGGAAAACCCUUCACCAAAGGUGGGCCAGGCCCCCCAACCUACCCUGGUGGUGAUGCUGGAAGAUAUUGCUGGUCCCAGACUCCCAGCUAAGGACUUUGCAGAUGAGAGCCCCACCUUCAUCGUCCCAUCACAAAGAGUUGAACCCAUGGCAAUGGUUCACCAGCUAAUGCCUGCACCUGAGGACCUAGAACCUUCAUUCCAGCCAUCCACCCUUCCUGCAAACCCUCCAGAAAGCCCACCACCAGCCCCAGAUCCUGCUCUGGAGCCCCCCUCGACCCCACCACCGUCCAGUCUUUUACGCCCCCGCCUCAGUCCCUGGGGCUUGGCACCCCUCUUCCGAUCCGUCCGCUCCAAGCUGGAGAGUUUCGCUGACAUCUUCCUCACACCCAACAAGACCCCACGGGCCCCACCCCCAUCACCUCCAAUGAAGCUGGAGUUGAAGAUUGCCAUCUCAGAGGCUGAGCAGUCCCAGGCUGAGGGCACUGCAUCUGUUAGUCCCCGGCCCCCUAUCCGCCAGUGGCGGGCUCAGGACCGUAAUACCCCAGCACCUCUCCCUAAGCUUUCUCUGGGCCGAAGCUACUCCUGCCCUGAUCUGGGGCCCCCUGGCCGAGGUACCUGCACGUGGCCCCCUGUUCCAUCCCAUACAAGCCGGUCCAGGCCCCGACGGCACACUGUGGGUGGUGGGGAGAUGGCCCAAGCCCCACCACCCCCUCGGCCCUGUCUCCGGAAAGAGGUCUUCCCACUUGGAGGAGUGGUGGCCUCCCCUUCUCUCGCCACAUCUUGCUCGUCCACUGCAUCUACUUCCUCCUUCUCCGAACCAGCAGAAUCCAGACUGGGUUCAACCAAGGGGAAGGAGCCAAGAGCCUCAAAGGACCAGGUGCUUUCAGAUCCUGAGACCAAGACCAUGGGAAAGGUUUCUCGAUUCAGAAUACGCAAGACACCAGUCCGUCCUCAACUAAACCUUACACCAAUGGGGCUGCCUAGACCAGUCAGGUUAAACAAGAAGGAGUUCAGCUUGGAAGAAAUUUAUACCAACAAGAAUUAUCAAUCACCCACAACCAGGAGGACCUUUGAGACCAUCUUUGAGGAACCCCGGGAGCGCAACGGGACUCUGAUUUUCACCAGCUCCAGGAAGCUCCGGCGGGCUGUAGAAUUUCGGGACAGCAGUCUUCCCCGGUCCCGGCGGCCAUCCCGUGGGGUCCGGGCAGCAGCUAGCAGAACCCUUACUCCCAAUCUGGUACCCAGCCCAGAUGUGGGACCCCUGCUGCAGCAGCGGCUGAAGGAGCUAGAUGCCUUGUUCCUGGAGGAGGAAGAAAUAGAUGGGGAGCAGCCUCAUCAACCCUAGAAGCUCUGUUUGUCUGUCCAUCCAUCUGGAGGGAGGAGAAACCUCUCUGAGGCAGUUAUAUUUUUUAAUCUAUAUUUCUAGUAAAGUUCAAUAUGUUUCAGA
Messenger RNA from Sciurus carolinensis (gray squirrel), 2354 nucleotides. It is a transcript of the gene Prr14, whose product is annotated as proline rich 14. The record is from RefSeq and is a predicted model, not a curated record. NCBI's taxonomy places the organism in Eukaryota, Metazoa, Chordata, Mammalia, Rodentia, Sciuridae. Gene Ontology annotation, cellular component: nucleoplasm. The coding region runs from base 495 to 2252 and encodes 585 amino acids. The transcript has 11 exons.